Molecule: messenger RNA, 9461 nt
Organism: Strongylocentrotus purpuratus (purple sea urchin)
Lineage: Eukaryota; Metazoa; Echinodermata; Echinoidea; Camarodonta; Strongylocentrotidae
Product: extended synaptotagmin-2
Exons: 26
Coding region: 1678-4455 (925 amino acids)
Biological process (GO): lipid transport
Molecular function (GO): lipid binding
Source: RefSeq, a predicted model, not a curated record
AUUAAACAAUAUUUUUUAGCUUUGAUCGUCUGUAAUCUGUUACAAAACACCUGUAAACUGGAAUAUGCUUUCAGGGGAUCACAUGCAGCCAUGGACUCGAGAAGACUGUAAACUCAAAGUGAACCUUCAUCAAUAUAAUUUUCUUCUGACUCGUUCUGACUGAAAUAUCAGAGGAUAUACCAAAAUAACUACUGUUUUAAACUUCAACUUGAGUGCGGACUUUUCUUAACCCUUGAUAUUUUCAUGGGCGAAACUUUACGAUUCUGCAUAACAGUUCACCUUUUUGGCCGCGUUCCAGUUGAUAAUUUUUGUUGUUUGAAAAAAAUACCGUGAAAUACCUUUGGAAUACCUAAACUGUCAUCAAGGGAUUUCUAUCAGACGUAUAUUUGUAUGCAUGUGUGUUCGUAUUUGUGUUUACAAUCGCCAAGCCAGUGCAGUGAUUUAAGCGCACGAUCAUUCGAGCAUAUUAUUUGAACAGGCCAACCUAUAUACCUCACGCCUACGUAUAGCCAACCAACGCAAAUUUAACAGUCAAUUUCCUUCAGGAAAAUAUAUUUGAGAGGUAAUUCAGAGGUUUCAGAGGUUUAGAGGUUAACAGCACAGUGUCUCGUGGCAGACAACGUACGAAAAGGAAUUUUCAUAACUUUCCGAGAUCAUAGCGAGAAGUUCAUGUGGGUAGGUCGACUUGGCCUGUAUGCGAUCAACUUCAUAUAGCAGAGACUGGUCCACUUUAGAAUUGCACGUCGGAGUAUCAACACAGAAAGCGAAUUGGCUAAACUAUACAUUAUCACGGAUCUUUGAUUUGGACUCUGCAUAGUUUGAGAGAAUUAAGAGAAACCUCGACUAUUGGAGUCAUUAAAAAUUGUUUUCGUUUACCACUGUCGCUCUAGAUAUCAAAUAAGAGCGAUUUUUAUAAUCAUUGUGGUAGGCCUAUUCAUAGCUGCUUAUGACUGCGUUGACUAAACUACAAUCUCAUCACAGAGUCACGACAUAGCGUAUAGGGAGUGUCAGGGGGUGUAGCAGACUACAUUAUGUUCACAAAUUUGUCACGUGAUGCAGGGCACACCCGAUAGUCGCUGGCUGACGGCUUAAAACAGAAUUACACUUGAAUAAUGUUGAACCCUGUGGAUAUAUGACUCGUCUUGGUUUUAAGGAUUUACAACUCUCUUGAUAUCAGUGGGAUUAAAACAGCUGAAUUCUUGCUCGGUUUACUCAUGGAACUACUUAGUACGUCCAUGGUUUAGUCGAGCCCCCAAGACCCUGCCAAAACGAAGGUCUUUAGCUUAGCUCUUGCGUAAUCUUCUCAUCAGAUCCCUAGCCGGAAAUUCUGAGACAGAAAAUCUGUGAAUCACACCAACAUGCAUUCAAGACGGUGAUGCGACUGAAAACCAUGAAGGCUCUUGCUCACGUUUAUAUACGUACAUCAAACCUAGAUAAACAAACAUUAUUAUAAGCCUUCCUGUGUCAUCUUUGAGGUACUAAUGUGUUGAAUCGCCUCUGUUUAUAUACUUCAAGCUUGAUAUUAUCUGAAAGAAUGACGAUCAUCAUCAAAGUGUCGACUCCUGUGUCAUCAAAUUAAUGAAGACGUUCAAUUAUGAUCCAUUGAAAAUAACCAAGAUCAUCAACUUGCAUUAAAAGUGCUUUGCAGUAAAGAAGAAUUUGCUUUUCUCCUUCAAGAUGAAUAAUAAUUCAGACAGCAAAGGGUCGACGAAGCGAGCAUCCAGAAAACUAUCGAUGCCGAAAUUUACCCGCCAAUUUUCGUCCACGGACUUUGUCAAGAAGCUUAGCCCUGAUAUUAAUUUCGGGAAAAAAAUUAAGCCUGAAAUCGGGAAAAAGUUCUGGACGUCAAUCGGAAGAAUGUGGGCUACAAUUUAUGAAGAUGCGGCGGAGACUCUGCGGAAUUUCGUCUUCAGGAUGGUACCUGGAAAUUCAGAAACGGUGGGAGAUGAAACAACCACUGAACCUGUCCGGAAUAUCAAGGUGGAAGAGAGCACCGAUUUGCUGUCAUCGAUCAGAAAACAUGGCUUCAUUUUGGGAAUUUUGUUGAUGGUUUGGCUUGUCGGAUACCUCGGCUUCAGUGUAUUAUGGCUGCUGCUCAUUGUUGUCGUCAGUGUGUGGAGAGAUCGCGCCAGCCGCCGCAAAGCCCGGUCGACCGCACUGGCCAGGGCAGCCGUGGAGAAUGAGCGAGAUAGCAUUGUCGGUGUAGUUCGGGAUUUGCCGUCAUGGGUAUACUUUCCUGACAUCGAGAGGGCAGAAUGGCUCAACCAGAUUGUGAAGCACCUUUGGCCGUACCUGGAGGGGUAUGUGGAGGAUCUCUUGAGAACAUCCGUAGAGCCCGCUGUCCAGGAUAAUCUACCAUCCUACCUCAAGUCAUUUCGCUUUGAGAAGAUCAGGCUUGGAAGAUAUUCACCUCGUAUUGGAGGAGUGAAGGCUUAUACGGAGCAUGUCGGGAGAGAUGAAAUGAUUCUGGAUCUGGAGAUAUUCUAUGCAGGUGACUGUGACAUUGAGAUCAGUGUGAAGACAGUCAAGAGAUUGAAAGCAGGAAUCCAAGAUCUACAGCUCCAUGGUACCUUGAGAGUAGAGAUGAGGCCAUUGGUUAACAAGAUGCCCUUGAUUGGUGGGAUGUCAAUCUACUUUUUGAACAGACCGGCCAUAGACUUCAAUCUUACCAACUUGGCAGACCUAUUGGAUGUACCAGGUCUAAGCAACAUGCUUCAUGGUAUUUUAGAGGAUCAGUUUGCCUGUUUCCUGGUGCUACCCAAUAGAAUUCCCCUCACUUUCAUGGACACGACUGAUAUCAAUGAACUCAAGUACCCAAUGCCUAAGGGAGUGUUGCGUAUCACAGCAGUAGAAGCAAGGAAUCUGGUCAGAGCUGACAUGGGCCUGCUCAAGAAGGGCAAAUCUGACCCCUAUCUCGUCAUCAAUGUUGGAAUGCAGAAAUUCAAGACCAAAACGAUCAACAACAAUCUCAAUCCUAAGUGGAAUCAGACUUUUGAGGCCCUAGUGUAUGAGGAGCAUGGGCAGACUUUAGAUGUGGAUUGUUGGGAUGAGGAUCCAGGGAGCAAAGAUGAUCCUCUAGGAAAUUUGAGCAUUGACAUUCACUACAUCUCCAAGAUGGGAACCUUUGAUUCUUGGUUGCCCCUUGAAGACAUCAAGCAUGGUGAUCUUCAUCUUCAUUUGGAAUGGCUCGUUCCUUCAGAGAACUUUGAUAUCAUCCAUGAUCAAGUAGCCGACUGCAUACAGGUAUCCUCGCCAACCUCAGAGUCACUUCAUUCUUGUGCCCUGCUGGUGGUCAAGCUGGACUCUGCCAAGGAUCUACCGGUAUCAUCGAGGUCUACCAGUAUGCCCAGUCCUGUAUGUACGCUGAAGGUUGGUCAGACUAUGCAGAAGAGUCAUGUUCAACAGAAGACAAUGCGCCCUGUCUGGGAAGAGACGUAUCACUUCCUUGUGAUGAAUCCUGCCAUGCAGUCCCUUGAUAUAGAGGUGACAGACAGCAAGAAGGGAAACAAAACUAUGGGUAAUGUCUCUGUCCCUCUGAAAGAGCUGCUACUGAGCCAACCAGACAUGGUGAUCGAGAGACCAUUUAAGCUGAGUAACUCUGGCCCACAGAGUAAUAUCACACUCAAGAUGUGUCUCAGGGCUCUGGAAAAAGGACAAGCAAGGGAACAACAUGGUCCUUUUGAGCCUAUGGCUGCUCUGGCAAAGAACCAGCUACUGGAAGAAGAAGAAGACGAGGGUGUUGUCAAUGACAACAUUGACGGUCAGAUGGAGAAAUCCCUGGAGAAGUCAUCCGAUGCUAAAUCAGAUCUUCCAGCGGCCGAAGUGACCAUCAACGGUCCCGAGGAAGAAGACGGUCAGAGCAGCACCCCACCCCCUAAUGGGACCUCCCCUAGGGUGGGGGAUGGAGAGAACAGCGGGGUGGAACUGAGGAAGAGGAAUGUGCAUCCAUAUGUAUAUGAGAAUGAUGCAGAAACUUCAGAAAGUCUCAAAAUCCCUGAGAAUGGAGAUCCCAAGGCUCCGUUCCCAUAUGGUCGUGUCCAGAUGACAAUUAGAUACAGUUCACCGAGAGGGAAGGUCAUAGUCGUCAUUCACAAGGCAUCGCAACUGACGAUCCCUGACUCUGAAGACAUGCCUGAUUCUUACAUCAGGGCAUACCUUCUACCAGACAAGUCUAAAAGUGGUAAACAGAAGACCAAAGUCAUCAAGGACACAAGAGAUCCUGUCUUUGAUCACACGUUUGAGUUUUCCUGCACGUCCACAGAGUUAUCCGAGAGAGUUCUGGAUAUCUGCAUCAAGAAUUCACACUCUUUCCUUCCCCUCAACAACCCGACCAUUGGCCAGGUUGACAUCGACCUUGCCACCCUAGACCUCAGCAAGGCCACAACAGAAUGGUAUAAUCUGAAGAGGAUUAGCCCAGACUCUGUCUCUCGGCUUUCUAUGAGCUUCACAUCAUGACCUCAACCCACCAGCCACUCAACCCCGCCAUAAAGACUACCUUGAAACAAGGCUGAAGUGAUGCACAUAAUACAUCGAUAGACUUGACAUGCAUACUGGACAAUGUAAAAUAAAGCUUCGUUUACAUAUGUCGCAGGAAACCACCGGCUAAAUAUAGCGACUUUAGCGUAGUGCACUACACAUUUGUCUAACUUAAAGCACAAUGAUAGUGAUUACGUGUGGGACUUUGUUGCUUGCUGCUACUUUUCUACAUCGCCCCUUGUCAUUCAUUUAUACUACAACAAAUUCAAAACUGCCGUGAUUACCGCAUUAUAUGUGCACGACCCUUAACAAGUUAUUCAUAAAGAGUACAAUAUGCAAUUCAUUAACAGCAUGUAUUCAUUCUUGUACAAACAGUUUGUGUUUUAAUUGACUGUAAAAGCUUGUACAUUAAUUGUUGCACUCUUCUUUCUAUUCGACAUAUGGCUUAUGACCGUCUUGAAUUUGACACUACACAACUCUUCCUUGCGGCCUCUCAGAAGAUCAGCUAGUUUCAUCCAUUUCAAAGUUUUUCUGAUUAGCUAUCAGUUCACAUUCAGACACAUUGCAUGCAAGUAGUUCACAUCUGAAUCACCAAGGCCCUGUCUUUGAUACAAAGAGAUGUAUUUGAUCUGAAUCAAUCUAUAGUUUUCCAAUCAGUUACAAAUUGACAAUGUCUUUGAUAUCUCUUAGGUACACAUUUACGAUUUAGAGCAAGUCGUGAUAAAUUUUUAUCAAUCACAACUCUUCAUUAGCAAGGCCUCGGGAAGGCAUAAAAUCGAUGAUAUAAUCACUUUUAUAUAAUUCCAAGAGGCAAAGAUUUUUUUCUCUCAAAUCAAUUAUGGUCACAUUGUUUUUGUUUUUUGUGGCUCCUGUAUUCAAGCCUACGGCAAUGACAUAAUUCAGUACCGGUAAUCAAUUGGUUAAGAACUUUGGGUAUGUGGGUGCGAGAUUAUAAGUAGUGUGAAUUCCUGUUCUAUAAAUAGCUUUUGUAAAGCUUUCCUAUACAUGUUCUUAUCGUAUGUUUCGUUCAGUAGCUCAAUUUUGUUAUCAUCAAAUUGCAUAUUUUGUUAUAAAUUUAAAUCUGCAUGAUAGCUUGUAAGUGCUGUUGGACAAUAACCUUCAUUAAUUUCAGAUUCAUUUUCUCUGCCUUGCAUAAUGUCCAGUCUAUAAUGUAUAAAGGCUUUUAGCCAAGCACAUGAAUAGCCCAAUGGCUUUGACACUGACAAUUAUGUACCUGUGUAUACCUACUUAAUCAUGAAUAGGAGAUUAAUACAGAUUAGCUGUGUGGGGAUUUAAUGCUAAGAAUAAGCUAUAUCAUUUCAUUUUGAUAUAUUUAUGCAUUAAGAUGCUUAAUGAAUUUUAGAAGUUCGAAUGAGAACAGAGGUGAAUGGAGAUGUAUGAAUGAUGAUCUACGCAUUAUAUCUGAACGAUUGGGUAAUGCACCACAUGGGUGGUGGACUAUGCCUAUAUCUUGUGAAAUCAUGAGGAUAAUUAUGUUGUUGUUGUUUGUGUGCUAUGUAUUCCCCUUACCUGUGUCUUGUGUGGUGAAUAUUAAAUUAGGGAGUUAUUUGGGAUAAAGAUCAGAGAAUAUGUGAUCCUUUUAUAAUCUUGAAGUACUGGAAAUAAACUUGUAUAGUAGAUUAGAAGUAGCUGUUAUACAUGAAAUCAGGAGGAUAUUCCUUUUACGGUAUGUGGUUAUUUUUAGAUUAAUUGAGAAAGGCCUCUGUUAACUAAGGAUUCCCUGUUUAUUUAUUGGAUGAUUGAUAUGUUUGAUAUUGAUACUUUGCAUCAUGCCUUGAUAUAAGUUUUUCAUUCAUGAAUAUUUUGUCCUGGACAGAAAUAAACACCUGGUAUUGGGAAUUCUUUAAUAUAACUGAUGAUAACUGACAUAUGAUACCCCAUUACAAUGGAAUCACAGAGGAGUUAACUCACAAUAUUGGCUACAAUGUAGCCAAAAGUUUGUCCCCAGGUUGCCUUUAUGUUAACCUUGACAUUUCAACUGGUGAUCUAUGAUCUGAAGAGAAACGUAUGUAAAAUCUUUGUAAAAUGGGUGUACAGAUUUGCAUUUUGUUAAUCUGUCCGGUUUCACGAAGCUAUGGCACGUGACCAGAUUGGCAAGCACACACUGCGGCUGUCAAUGGAGCUAGAUGUAGUCUCAUUGGAACAACUAUACUUGGAAGCGACUGAAGCUUUAAGUCUAAUUUCACCCCAGAAUAUAUUGUGUUACUUGUCUUAAAUUUAACUGACAAGAGCUUGAAAAAUGUUACAAACAUGAUUCUUCAAAUAUAAUAUUAUCAUUUGAAACUCCUGCUCUAAAUAAAUAUAACACUGUAAAAUACCUACAUGUUUAGAAAACCUGCAUUGAUAUGUCUUGUCAUGGUUCCUGAAAUGUUUGUUUUCCUCAAGAUAUUGAUAUAUGUUUAUCGUGUCAUUGGAUGGAAUGAAAAGAUUGUACAAGGGCGUACAAGGUAUCAUAAAUGAUAGAAUAUUAAGAAAAUCAUUGAAAUAACUGCUGUCAAACCCGGGUUCAAUCUUUCUUGAAAAAUUUGAAAGUUAGAAAAUACAGAAACAGCAAUGUUGGAGAGUUGCAUGUCUAGAGAAGACUUAGAUUAAAUUAGGAAACCAGUGCUGUAGAUUGCAUAACUUGUUCAGUAGAUGAACAAUUUAUAAUGGCAGUAACAUCUUCUUUUGGUGGUGUUUUGGGCUUGCUAUUCAUGCAGGAUUUCAAGUGCACAUCAGCACAUUGUAAAUACCUUUUGUGUUUAUUUUUUGAAAUAUUUAAACCGACGGGUGUGUAUGUACAUUAUGUAUCAUAACUUUGCUUUCAGAAUUUCAUUUUGUAAAUUUAAUUUCCAGUUUGCAGUGAAAUUGAAGUCUUUGUUUGGGGGUAUGAGCCCCUUUACCUAUGAAUUGAGUACAUUUUAUGUUGUUGUCUAUCUUUUUUAUUGUUUUAUGAAGCAAACUAGAAGUGUUUUUUAUAUGAGUUACAUCGGCUUGCUAUGAUGCAAGUGUUAGAGUUCCUAUGCCAACAGUUUCAUAGCAUAAGACAUUAAUUGUUAUGAAUGGCUGAAUUAGACUUUCAGGUUGGUUGCAAUUGAAGAUCUGAAAUUUUCUCUCGGGCAAAUUAUAUUUUGGUAUAAAUCAAAGAUUUGUAAUUAUACUUCUGCUUGCUUAAUCAGUUCCAAAUGAAGUUUGCAAAGUGUUCGUUCAAUGUUAGCCCUUUUUAUGUACUUUUUAUGCAGCCUAAAAGUGUGUCAAAUGAUAGAUGUGUAUGGAAACAAAAUAAUAUUUCUAUUCCUGAAACAAAUUCUUUAUGUAUGGAUUUAGCUUCUACUUGAUUCAUUGAUAAAAAUGAAAGGAAAACAAACUUCAUUUACAGAGGAUUUGCUUAUAGCAUGGCAUGAAUAAUGAUUUACUAUCACAAGGUAUGAUGGUAUGAAAGAAGCACACGUCCUUUAAUGAGUCUUCCAUCAUUUUGACUCUGCUAAAUGGCAGAAUAGUUAUUUCCAUGUAUCAGUGGUGUUGUCAAUGAUGUAAUCAUAUUUGGAACAUGUUUUUUUAAACUGUUUUUAAACAAUUCAUCAGAGGUUAUUUCAUUGUAAAUGUGUAUUAACAUGCUAUCAUAUAUCUUUCAAAUCAAAAUAUCUUCAUAAGGAAAAAGGCUUUCUUUUCUACACUUAUUUCUAUUUUUUUUUUUGUUCUUCAUGACCCCGUAAAUGUCAUUUUUCUGGCCAUAAAAAGGCCUUAUCUUUCAUAUGAAAUUAUGGUACAUGAUAAAUGCUCCUAUUUAUAUAUAUGUAUUUUUGGUUUUAUAUAAUUGUAAGCAACAAUUGUGCUUUUCAUUUUCUUCAUGAUUUUGUUGCUCUUUCUUAAAUUAAAGUGAACAGAAUCAAUUAUAUGUUGGGUAAUCAUACCCUUUCCAUGUUAAAUCAGAUGUGAGCAACUUUGUUGCUUAUUUAUUUUUUCUUGAGCAUAUCUUUGUCAAUUUGUUUUUAGUGAGUGCCAUUGAUUUGGUGUGUAGUUCUUCAUUUUUGUGAAAUAUCUGUUCAUCAAACGUCAGUCUUUUUAGUGAAUGUUGCUCUCUGUCUAGAUUUAGACUUGUCUUUCAAAAUUAAAUGCUUUGCCAAUGUUAGCAAUGGAACUGGAAAGAAAUAAUUCAUGAUGUCACUCUUCCUAAAAGUUAUUGCAUUGAUUUUCCUUCAUAAUAAAAGAGAAAAAUAUUGAAUUUGUGUCUAAUAUUUUCCAAAAUGAAUCAAAUUGUCCACGAAAUGUACACAAUUGUGUGUUAUUAUUAUGUUGUUAGUAUUCUUGCCUCAAAACAAAAGAGAUUCACUACUUAUUAUAUUCGGAUGCAUAUUGUUGAGAAAUUAUGUUUUUUAUUGAUAAAGUAAAUCAGGAAAAUAAUCCAUUGAUUGCAAGUAGUUUAAUGAUGCAAGUAUUAUCAUACUUAUUAUGAUAAACCCUUUUGAAAUACUUUUUUCAGAGUGAGGAGUGACUCUCAAAUAUUACACUUCAUUAAAAAUGAAUCAAAUGUCAACUAUCAUUGUUACAUCAGGCAACUAGCGUCAAUGCACUAUUCAGGAAAAUGAUAUUAUAAUAUAGUUUUUCAAAAUGUAUAGGGCACUGCCUGUCUACUAUAAUCUUAUAUAUUCCAGUUUGGUUUUUACAAACACUUUUUAUAUGUGCAAUGUAUUCCGGGUAAACAGAUCUUUUGGAUAUAUGAAGUGGUAUAGAACUUGUUAAUGAAUAUAUUUUGGUCAAAACUAAUGUGUAUAGGAACUUUGAGAAAAAACUUAUCCCACAUUAGAAUAUUUUAUAAAGGGUUGGAACUACUUAGCCUGUAAUCAAAUGUAAAUGUUCAUUGGUGAUGACAAGUGUAUAUUGUUGUAGACAUUAGUCUUUUUAUUGUAAAAAUGUCAUCUGUGAAGUGUAUGUGGUGUAAGAGUUUGGUUUCUUGUGAAAUAUUAAAUUAUGUUAUUUGUGCA